AUGGGCGGGGCUUGCUUCAAAGGAAGCGAGAGCGGUGGAAGUUCCCGGGUGACGUCGGUGGGCGGGGCGAGGGAAGGCGCGCGUCUGCAUCUCCGGGCUCAGAAGCAGAGCCUUCGCUCGGCGGGUGAGAUUUAGCUUGUUUUCUCGCUUUUCUCUUUCUUUCUUCUGAAGCGGUGCUGGGCUUAUCUUUUAUUCUUUAAAAAUAGUUUUUAUUGAGUUUUACAUUUUUAUAUUCAAUACGAUCAUCCUUAUCACAGAAAAAAAAAGAGAGAGAAAAACAAAUCCCCCGCUACCCCCCGGACUUCCCUCAACUUCCUCCUCUGGUUCUUUAAAUAUUUGUUUCUUCUGCUUAUUCUACCUUAAUUUGUAAUCGUUUAGCUAAAUAUUAUUGCAUUUCUAUCAUUUUUAUCCCCUGUUUCCCAAAUAACAUCUUACAUUUUCUUAUUUACCCAAUUGGUACCUCUUAACCUUUAUACUUGUUUUCUUAAUCGUCAGUGUUUAGUCAAACCCUGCAAGCGAGUCUACUACUUUACAGUGUUUCUGUAUAUACAUCAUAUACGGUUCCCAGUCUUUUUUAAAGUCUCUGUUGUCUUUAUGUGCUGGGCUUAUUUGAGUCAGGUGCAAUGCAGGGUAACUACCAUUGACAGCUGACAGCUGACAGCUACGAACUCCCACCUAAAAACACUGAUCCGGAAACGUCAAAAAGAUAGGAACCUUCCUCGUUCUGUCCUCUCCUCACAACUUGCGCACAGGAAAUGUUUUCUCAUAAUGCACCACAAGUUGGUAAUGCCUUCAUUCUACCACCUCUGCCCCCAUUGCACACUUCCACAGGCUAGUUUAUUAUGGAUGUGUGCACAUCUAAAGCAGUGUCUCCCAAACUUGGGUCUCCAGCUGUUUCUGGACUACAGCUCCCAUCAUCCCUAGCUAGCAAGACCAGUGGUCAGGGAUGAUGGGAAUCGCAGUCCGGGAGAACCCCAACUUUGGGAAAUGCCGAAGGAAAGCAUGUCACUUCCCCACAAAAGAGUCCCGAGAACUGUAAUUUAAGGGAGCUGAAGAUGGUAGUUUUGUGAGUCUUUUUUAAAAAGUAACUGAGAGGGGAAAGAGUGUGAUUUCAUUGUCAUAGGUGCCCAGCGAAGUUGGACACAAAUAUGACAGGAGGGUUUUAAAAACCCCCAUGAAGACUCUACCAUGCUGCCAGCUUUACAUCUUCUAAUAAGUCGUAUGGUAUUUGAAAGCAAUCUCUUUCACAUUUGUUAGGAAUCGGAGAUGAGCGACUGCCCUAUAACGCCUUCAAUGUGUGUGCGUUGCCUUGGCUAUGGCAUGAUGAGGCAACUGGCUGAUUUUAUUGAUCCGCAGGAUGGAUGGAAAAAAUUAGCAGCAGAUAUAAAAGAUCCCUCUGGCGCAAACAUAUACAGCCAACUGCACAUAAGGUAGUGUACUGGUGACAAGGGUGUCUGUGUGUGCUUUUUUAUCCUUAUCUUGCAAAGCUAAGUAGGGUUUCAAAUUGGAUGGGGGACCGUGUGUUGAGAUUCCUUCAUUGCAGGGGGUUGGACUAGAUGAUCCUUGAGGUUCUUUUCAACUCUACAAGUUCUGUGAUUGUAUGGGUGUUGUCUUUUGACAUGGAAAGUUUUAAUAUAUGAUAUUGCACACUUUGCUGUUGACAUAUUUAGAUUUUCUAAUCCACCAGAAAUUGGUUCAAGUGUCUACCAAGAGGGCCAUUUUAGGGAGGGAAAGCUCCAUUUGUGUAGCUUGUUCCAACUCCUUAAAAAAUAUUAGAUAUGCCGCAUAAAGACAGAUUACUAUAGCUACAGAAAACAACUAUAUUAAUCUGUCCAUAUAUGCAAUAUCUAAUACUUUAAGGAACCAUUCUCUGGUAGUUAGGAUUGAAGCAUUCUUCAAUGCUUUUGGCAUUGAAGAAUAACAAUUCUAGCUGUUGAAAUAUUUCCCAUCAAGUUUUUGCAUUCUUUGUUUCAUAUAUCUUUUGCUACAAUUUAGCGUCAUUAUUGCAUCACAUCUUAAACUGAUACUUGGUAUAUGCUUUUUGUAUAGCUUGAACCCAAUAACUUUGACAGCUUACUUGAUGGAGCAUGUAACCAUCAUCUUUUAAGGCCAGCACCCUCACUGUAGUUAGAGUUUUUCAUUGCAGUCACAGCUGAGUUCUUAAUGUGGUGGCCCUGUUCAUCCCAUAUACUGUCAGACAUCCUUUUGGAUGUCAGAGCAUCCAGCUCUUCAUGCACUAAUGUGUCUAUCAACUGAGCUAUCCAGCUAUCGUAUCAUAAGCUUGCACCAAAGCCAUAUUUGAAGUGAAAUAUAUCAUGCAAGCUACAUUGCUGUUGACGUAUUAGCUUUUGAACUUUGUGGCUAAAAAUUAAUAUUCUGUGUAUCAUUUUUUGCAAUCUUUUUUCAAAAUUAAUUUGAUUUUUCUCUUCUUUUUUAAAAAGGCGUUUCGAAGCAUUAAAACAAGUAGGAAAGAGCCCCACUUGUGAACUGCUUUUUGACUGGGGGACACAAAAUUGCACUGUUAGUGAUCUAGUAGACUUGCUAAUCAGGAAUCACUUCUUCGCAGCAGCCAAACUUUUGCUUCCAGGUAAUUUUGGUCUUCACGGUGUCUCUGGCAUGUAUUCAAAGGGGAGGUAUGGUGGUGUUCUUAUGUCUUUUAGAUGGUGGCUUUUAAUAAUUGUCUUUCAGGUGAGCAUCUUUUCAUGUAGCCAUUUGUGAAAUCCUUAAUUUGGUUAAUAGCUGAGAAAGACGUAUAAAGCACUCCUCUUUUCUGAAAAGGAUCUUCAACUUGGGUCAGGAGGAACUCUGGUAGAAAUCCAAGUAGGCCUGUAGCCACACCAGAAACAGAGUUGGAGCUAUGGAUAUGUAGCACCACCAGAAAACUAUUAAAAAUCUGACAAACAUAUAUCCCACUUAUUUAUAUCAUGCAAGCCAAAUUGUGAUGACUGGGCCCUGAAAGGCAUUCUAAAAUACGCUGAAUCAUGUCACAAAAACUUAGUCUCCUUGUGCUCCUGAAAUGCAAGGUUUUUCUGGGAUAUUCCAACUUUUUACAUAUUGGCAUAACCCUAGAUUGUUUCACACGGGCAACCACCACAAGGGAAGGCACUUUAUAUUGAUGCACAACAUUAUUGCUGCAGGUGAAGCUGGAACAUGGUGCAUUGCCUUCCUUACUAGUCCAAAACUGAUACAGAAAUUGGAUUCUGUGUUGUUUUUGGUGAUGUCUCUGUGCCCCAAAGUGUGAUUAGAUGCAACCUUAAGACUGGACUCUGAAGACAGAGUCCAGUGCACUAUUAAGCCAUGACUAUUCUGUUUGUUGGUACAGAACAGCUUUCGGCAACCUGUUUCCCACCUAAAACCUGUUUUGACUGUUUUCUAUUUUUUGGCAGAUUCCAUGAGGACAACAGACACUACAGUGCCCUUAUCUUUACAAGAAACUACGUGUCUGAAUGAAAAAGAAAAUCAAGUGGCACCUGUAUUGCCUCUCUCGGUUCCAGAGAAAGGGUGCCUAACUUCAGUUUCUUGCAGCCCAAGUACAAAAGAGAGUUGCUUGCCUCUUAAUGAUUCAGGUAGGCAAUUAUUCCUUCUAUCACUCCCCUCCUGCCUUUCAGUCCAGUCCAUUAUGUAUUGUAGAACAUGAUAUUAAAGGGACCCCUGACCAUUAGGUCCAGUCGUGGCCGACUCUGGGGUUGCGACGCUCAUCUUGCUUUAUUGGCCGAGGGAGCCAGCGUACAGCUUCCAGGUCAUGUGGCCAGCAUGACUAAGCCGCUUCUGGUGAACCAGAGCAGCGCACGAAAACACCGUUUACCUUCCCGCUGGAGUGGUACCUAUUUAUCUACUUCCACUUGAUGUGCUUUCAAACUGCUAGGUUGGCAGGAGCAGGGACCGAGCAACGGGAGCUCACCCCGUCACGGGGAUUCGAACCGUCGACCUUCUGAUCGGCAAGUCCUAGGCUCUGUGGUUUAACCCACAGUGCCACCCACGUCCCUGAACAUGAUAUUAGGGGAAGUAAUAUCAACCACAUGCAUAUCUGAGGUGGAGAUUAGGGUUGCCAUAUGACCAGAAUUUCCCAGACAUAGCCAGGAUUUGGCUGGAAACAGUGUCCUGGCAGAAAUCACUGGAAUGUUUGGGGAAAUCCGGACGUAUGGCAACCCAUGUCUGAAGUGUAGAUUUUGGUGAAUUUCCUUAAAAAUAGCUCCAAAAAUCCCUUAAAAAUAAAGCACAGCAAUUGUUUUGUCCAGAUUUUCACUUUUUGAAAUAUGGCAACCAAUAUUUAAACCAGAUUAAGGGACAUUGAAGAAUAAAACAACGAGUUAUCUGUAAAUAAAAGUUUCUCCCCCAAGUUCUAUGGUUUGAAUACAACAGAUAACAGGGUCAUUUAUAUUUCAAAAUUAAUAAUUCCAGUCCCACACAGGGACUUUAUGUUAGCCCGACUGAAUGUUUUUUUCCUCAUCUUUUGUCAAGGAUAGAUAUUUAAACAUCCCCAGAAACGAUAGACACUGUGGAUGUUCUUUGAAUGUGCCAGAAACUGUAGAACAUUCUUUACUACUGUCCAUUGUACAACCAGCUAUGCAAACACAUGCUAUCCCCCUUUUUGGGUAGACUUAAUAUCACAGGACAAUGAAAAUAUCAGAUUCUAUCUGUCUGACAUUAACCCGGAAGUAACUGCAAGGGUGGCUGCGUUUUUGUCAAUAGUAUCUCUUAGAGUGGUGAAUGGCACUAUUUAGCAGAAAGAAACCCCAAUGAAAAUCCUCGUUAUUGCGUAUUUUACAUGGCUGUUUUUGUAUAUAAAAUUUUAUAUAUGGAUGUUUUAUGAUGGCCUAUAUAAACCAAAUAAAGGUUUGGUGAAGUAAGUAAAUAUGGCAGCUGUAACAGACUAGGCAGGUAUAUAAAUCCAGAGUUGUUUACUCAAGAUGAUUGCCUCCUAGGCAGUUCCAGGGAGGAGGGGCAAGGGGCAAGUGGUCUCUUUACCGGCUGGAUCUUAACGUUUUAACAACUACUAUAGCAUUGUUUUAAGCAACCUGCUGUCAAAAUAUGCCAAAUUUCCAUUCUGAAAUAAAAUGUUGGAAUUUUUUCCCCCCACCUUCCUUUGCUAACCAACCUAUUUGCUUAAAGAUAUCUUUACUCAUGGCCAGUGAGGUUGGGUGGCAAAUCGCUCCCCCCCCCCCCAUGGAAAAGUUUUUGUUUCAGAAGCAAAUUAGAAGCAGCAAGCAGAAGCGAGUUGCAAAUUCAGUAUUUGGCAAGCAUGGCAGUUUUCAGGUGUUUAUCUUUUGUUUACUAAAUACAAGUAAAACAAACACAUUAAACUAGAUCACUUUCUGGGGCAUCAGAAAUUCUUCCAGUGUGAGCAGAAGAGUUUCCAAUUUUAAAAAAACCCCUCUGGUCACUGCUUGUAGCUAGCGAGUUGCAAACUUUUUCUGGGGUGGAAAACUGUUUUUCUGUCGAGGAGCACAUAUGCCUAGGGCUAAUCUGUUUGGGGCUGCAUGCUGAAGCAGGUGGGGCACCUGCGCUCUCUCACCUCCUUUCUUUGCCACCUAUUUCUCCCUUGUUCCUACCUGCAUGAAACCAGGCUGAGCGUUUCAUAAAGCCCUGAGUCACAGAUUGCUCUCCUUUGACUUAUACAGCCUUGCAUAAGAAUAGCUAACUGAUCUUCAUCUUGCUUUCUCUCCACCUUUUGCUGGCAUCUCCUGAAAAGCAAAGACAAAUCUCUGUAAGGUAAAUAAAUCAUGGCAAGAUUUGUGGUGCUGGGAUUUGAAUUUUUUUCUUUUUUUAAAAUCCUGCUGGGUCCCCACCCCCAUCAAAAUUUGAAUUUGAGAUCUCCACUCACAUUUCUUCUCUUUCAGUAUUGCAGAGCUUUUCGUUUGAUAAACUGAGAAGUCUUACAAAUAACUUUGAUGAUCGAACUGUGUCGGCUGGUGGCAACAAGAUUGGCGAAGGAGGUUUUGGAGUGGUGUACAAAGGAUGCAUUAAUGGCAGAACAGUGGCAGUGAAAAAACUUACUUCUGUAGGUUUCCUGUUACUAUGUAUAUCAUCAUUUGCACUGUGAAUUAUCUUUUCUCUCUCUCUCAAAGUGUAAGCAAAAUUGAGGCAUGAAAAUGGCCAGAAAACCAUGCGAUGAGGCACCCUAUGUAUCACACAUCUAUCAUAUAACAUUUAAGAGCAGAGCAGAGGAAAUAUUGCAAAUUUGGGGGCUUAUUAUGCAUUUUUUGUCAUAAAUCCGAUAAAGAAUAAUAUUUUACUGUGAAAUCCUACUCACAAGCAAGCCCUAUUGAAUUCAGUGGGGCUUACUCAUAUGCAGUCUAAACAUGCCCCUUCGUGUAAACUUGUUGUUAUCACUUGCACCCCAGAGUAUUUUUCUUUUCUUUUUUGGCCCCUUGGUGUCCUGGACUCAUUUGGGAGGAAGGUGUGAGAUAGAAAUAGGAAACAAAUAACUAUUGCAUAAAAGUGAUGGUGGAAUAACUCCCAGCACACUCUAGAUCCUUGAGGGUAGGGAGAUUGCUUGUGUAUUUUUCCCCCAUUGUGGCUCCUUGCUUGUGGAAUUCUCCCACCGGUCAGUUAGCUUCUAGGUUGCUUGUUAACAAAGAUGCUGAUGAGUUCACUUGCAGUUGGGUUUCAAAGGCUCAGAGCUAGCUUUCCCUACUGCUGUAUUUCUAUUGAUGCACCUCAUUGAAUAUCUCUGAGCAAUACCUGGAAGAUACAGAAAACCUUGAGGGCCUGGCUCUGGAUACCACCCUAUUUGCCACUGUUAAGUACAAAGCUUUCAUUAUGUGGUUGACCUAGAACCGGUCUGCUUCCCAUUAACCUCCCAUUAUUUUAAAUGUCAUUAUAGGUGACCGAUGUAAGUAUCGAAGACCUGAAAAAGCAGUUCGAACAAGAAAUCAGCAUUAUGGCAGAGUAAGUUGUGAGCGGUUUCCCCCCUCUAUACAACCACAACCAAAAUCUUAGCACAAGAUCCAGCUCCCUACCAUUCCCCGGUUCUGACUGCUUAUUUUACAGAAAAAAUAAUAAUGCAUGCUGGGGUUAAAGAUGUGCAUAGCGCCUCGUGUACUUUGAUCCUCACUAUUUUGAGCGCUGUCUGGCAGUGGCCCUCCAGGAUUUUGGAAAGGAAUUUUCCCCAUCCGUGCGUGGAAAUUCCAAGGAUCAAAUCCAGAAGCUUUUGCAUGCAUGUGCUCUGCCACUGAAUUGUGCAUGAAAGCAAACUAUUGGCAUCAAAUAAACUUACCGUAUGUAGUUUGUGUUACUGAAAUCGUUGAUCAAGAUUAUGUCUAGGUUCAUUGGAGCCCUCUAAUUCCUAACCUUUCAGAACAGUAAAUACGAAAACCCAGACUAAUAAGGCCGUUGGUUUGUUUUUGUCACAGAUGUCAGCACGAGAACCUAGUAGAAUUGCUUGGAUUCUCAAAUGACUCCGAUCAGCCUUGCCUUGUUUAUGAUUAUAUGCCUAAUGGCUCAUUGCUUGACAGACUAGCUUGCCUGGUAAGUGAAAUACUUGCUUAUUGUCGAUGCCUCUUUGAAACUGCUAAACUGAGAGGGGGAAACGGAAAUAUCUGGAAUCUAUUGUAGAUGUGAAGUAUCUGAUCACAAGGACCUCUUUCCCUUGCAGGCCUCUCCUAUUGAUGGUGAUGAAGGAUAGCUCUGAAUGUGCAAAGAUAUGUGUGUACAGAGCUACGUUUUAAUACAGUGGCAAGGGCAGCCUUUGUAGACAGAAGCUUUGUAGACAGUAUAAACUGGAGCACAUGAUAUUUCACAUUUUGCAAAGCUGGUUACUUGAAACAAGAACAUCAGGCAAAUAUUAUUUGGUGGCACUGAUUGGUUUUCCUCUUAUCACUGUGUAUAUCACUGGUAUGAUGUCAAUCAUCUUUGCAUUGUUUACUUUGGCACAAUAUUAUUCCAUUUUGAGGGGCGAUCAGCUUCAUUUUCUUAAGAAGGUUAUGGUGUUAGCUUUAAAGAGGAAAACUUCUGUGUUUUGGUCUGGUUUGGAUAGUUUUAUACUGCCUUGGGUUCAGGGUUAUGUGAAUGAGCCUGCUUGGGCUUAUGUGCCUCCUUUUCAUCUGAGAUGGCCACAGUGAGCAGGUCAGAAGCUUUGACUUCCUGUUUUAAACUAACCUAGAAUUUAUGGUUGUGUCCAAACUAAGGAGAAGUCUGGUUAAUUCAAACCAUGGUUUGUUGAACAAAGCCAUGGCUCAGUGAACCAUAGUGCUAACUAGUCUGGUCACAAUUCUAGUUUAUUUAACACAAACCUUGAAAGCGUCCAAUUUCCUUCCAGCAGUACUGAACAAGGAUGAGAGAGGGAGGGGCAUGGGAGCCCCAUUAGGCUCCUUCAUGCGAUAGAUGAAUGCAAAGGCCCAGGAGAUGAAUGUGAUAUUAUUAUUAUUAUUAUUAUUAUUUGUUGUUCACUCGUAGCCGAGUAAGAUUGUCUUCCAUGAACACGGUCUUAACAGUGAGUCCAUAAGUGACUGUGAAAGGCAAUUCUGGAUCCACACAACCUUCCACAGUGGGGACAUAGGUUUCUGGGUGGGAGUCAUUUUGCGGUGAGGGUUUGCCAAAUGUGCCUUCCUCGUAGCACGUUUCUCCCUUUCAUCCUGAGUUUGAGCGUCUUCAAAACCCAUGCCACCUUUGGUAAAGGCUGUUCUCCAAUUGGAGCGCUUGCAGGCCAGUGUUUCCCAAUUGUUGGUGUUUAUACUACAUUUUUAAAGAUUUGCCUUGAGACAGUCCUUGAACCUCUUUUGUUGACCACCAGCAUUAAGCUUGCCAUUUUUAAGUUCAGAAUAGAGUAGUUGCUUUGGAAGGCAAUAAUCAGGUAUCCACAUAACAUGACCAGUCCAGCGAAGUUGAAGAAUCACUGCUUCAACACUUCGAUAUUCUAGGCCUCUCUGCCUCGAAAUAUUGACUCACUUCCACUCUCCACUUGUUUUUAAGGAUAACACGGCACCAAUUCCUUGGGAAACAAGAUGUAAGAUUGCUUAUGGGGCAUCCAAUGGAAUCUGUUUUUUACAUGAAAAUAACCACAUUCACCGGGAUGUUAAAAGGUAAAAUCUAAAAAACUAAUUAUUGCACUAAGGACAGAUAGUUCCAUCUUUGUUUUGUCAGUAUUCUUCAAACAUGCUUUUUAAAUUAAAAAAAAACACAAAAACAUUUAUGGUGAUUUGCGGACAGGGCAAUAUUUGUGUUCUACGUUUAUCUUGACACUGAAUAGAAGAAGGCAACAGUGUAAAGAUAAUUGUUGCUGGGUGUGUGGUUUUUUAUGUCAGAGGCUUAGUGCUGUCCAGCUGGCCAUAGAUAAGACUCCGGGCUCCCAGCCAGUUCCAAACAAUUGAUUUAUUUGACAAAGUUCAAAUGUACAUCUCCAGCGUUUCCAUUAACCUCCUUCCCCUUGUGCACAGUUGCUCCCUCUAAUGUUACUUCCUCCUUUUCCGCACCCAGCAUGCAAGUCUGCGAAAACUCCUCCCCUUACUUCCUCUGUGUACAGCAUGACUUGUCCCAGGCUCAUCCUCCUCCCCCUCUACGUCAGACUGACUGUCAGACGACAAGCUGCUGAUAAUCUCUUUAGGCUCUCUAUAACUGCUGGUUUCUGUCCUUUCAUCUUUUCCCGUUUGCCUCUUCCUGACAGUUUAGUAGAGAAAAGCGUUUUGGAUGUGGCCAUAAUUCUCUUUUAUCCCGCAAACUACAAGCAUGGAAUAAUAAUGAAACCUGGAGCAUUAGCUAAAAAUACAGCUCCCACCUUACUUUUCAUUUGAUUAUUGCAGCACCAUCUCCUUGAGAAGGAGUGUUGAAGAACCUAACAGAAUUCAGUCCCCUUUUUUUGUUUAUGUUUUUCAGUGCAAAUAUCUUACUUACUGAGAACUUUGUGGCGAAACUGUCCGACUUCGGACUUGCAAGGGCUUCAGUAAGGUUGACGCACACUAUCCUAACGGACAGAAUUGUCGGAACAGCAGCCUACAUGGCCCCAGAAGCUUUGCGUGGGGAGAUAACCCCGAAAUCUGAUAUCUUCAGCUUUGGCGUGGUGAGUGAAAAAACUCCGAAAAGUUAUUUGGAAGCUAAUAUAUAUGAGAGUAGUGCUAUUAAUAUAUGCAAGGCUAGUAGUCUGAUAAUAGGCAGGUUCAGCAAAGGGAGUAUCAGCUGCCUUGGGAUCAAUUGUUGAAGGAAGGCAUAACAACCCUUUCUUUAAAACCUUUCCCUGCACAAGGUUUUUCAUUGAGUGGUUCUGUGCACUGGUUUCUUAUAGUAGUUCAUGACGUGCAUUUCACUUUUUUUGUUUUUUGUUCUUGUUUUCUGAUUAUCUUUCUUUUAGGUGUUACUUGAAAUAAUAACUGGACUUACUCCUGUGGACGAAAACCGGGACCCCCAAUUAUUGGUAAUUUCUUCUUCUAGAAAUACGUUUAGAAUAAAUACACAUUGCAUUUUUCAGCAAACUAGAAGUUAGCUGCUGUGUCAAGCCUGUCUACAGCAUCAAAAGACCGUGACUUAGGUUAAAACAAGAAUUCUGGCAGGAGCUGACAUUGACUAGAAUGUCAGUGAAUCUACCACCAUUGUCUUGUUGUAAUUAAAGUGUGUUACUACAACGUCUGCAUGAGCAUGCAACUAGAGCCAAGGACUACACGUUGGGAUCUCUUUAACUAAAGUCAUGUAGCACUAGGGCAAAACACUUGUUUUUUCCAGGAGAGGGAUUAAGCAACAGAACAACAAGCCAGAGUUGGUUACAGAAUAUGGGCAGCAUUCAGAUCAAACUGAUGGGAGGAGAAGUAUAUAAAGAGGAACCAUUGAUAUGGGGCGGGGGGGGCGGAAUAAAAAGUGACUACCCUCUCUUUCUGUCUUGGCUUGUGUGAAUGUGGCAGAGACUUUAUGGUUCCUCCUCCUUGGGCUUAUCUUCCCUCCCAGCCUUCAUAGUCCUGCUCUUCCUCUGACGCUAUUUCUGCUUCCAAACAGCUGUCUAUCAAAGAGGAAAUUGAAGAUGAAGAAAAGACGAUUCAAGAUUACGUUGAUGAAAAGAUGAGCAGCUGGAAUAUUGCAUCAAUUGAACAGAUGUAUUCAGUUGCAUGCCAGUGUCUGCACGAAAAAAAGAACAGGAGGCCAGAUAGUAAGACGGUACCAGGAUAUUUUUAUGCUCUUGUCCUUUGUAUGGCUUUUGAGAGUGUGUUUACAUUUGGCGAGUGUGAAUUUAUAUUUCUGCUUCCCUUGCAGGUCAGACAACACUUGCAAGACCUGCUGGCUGAGUAAGGUCUCUCCUGUGCUGUGACUUAAAAGCAAGUCCAUUGACGUACUGAGGCCUUGUGACCACUCUGUUCCCUAAGGUGUAAAAAACUAGACACAACACAGGAUAUUGGUUUGGGAUCAAAUAAGGCCACAACUUUAUUGGUUACAGAUGUGAGGUUUGACCAUAGGCAUUGGGAUAAGCAACUGCACGUCACUCCCACUCGCUGGGAGUGUUUCUAAGGGUGAAGCUGGGGGGGGGGGGUGCCCUAGGACCUAGGUCAAAUCAAGGUACCCCCCAAGCAGUUCCCGUUGGAGGAGUGGUAUGACCUUUGCCCCCGCCUGGGCAUCGGGCAGGAGCUCUCCCUUCUGGAUCCUUUUAACAGGAUACCCUUACCUGUGGAGGGGUAGGCAGAGGCUACAGCCUCCCCUCCAAACAAUACUAGGUUUACCCAAUGCCUAUCCACCUUACGAAGUUGUGAUGCUUCCUAUGAGGUAGGCGAAAACCCAAAUGGUGAUGCCAGUUAGCUAAGUGGGGGAAAUUCCUGCCCGGCCCUUGAAAAUUAGGCCACUGAUAUUGUCCAUAGCAAGGUCAAACCAUCCCUGAAAAACCCUAAUCUGAGAGAGGGAGGGAGGGAGGGAGGGUGGGAGGACCGGUGCGGCAAGAGAAAGGCUGAAAGGCCCCACCAGCCAGACAUUUAAACUUCCCCUGGGCACAGCACAAAGGGUCAUGAUUGGUCGGUUGGUCCUACGCCCAGGGGAACGCCCAUUAACACCUACCGCCAUGGGUCCAUUUGGCAGGGAUACGAUCUGGCCUGCGAUAGGCCGGUUUUCCAGGGCCUGCCUGCAAAGCCGCCCACCUGAUAAGGGGGCAAAUGGAUUUAGACGCUAAUUUUACAUUUGUGUUCCUGUGCCGUUGCUUACACUUUCAUAGACUUCUUUAAAAGGGGAAUGUUAUUUUGAGGCCCGGUUACUUCGUCAUGGAUCUUGGGACUGCACAAGAGGGACACCUUUUUGACAACCUUAUGUGUAUGCUGUUGUCCUUGCAAGCUUAUUGCCCUCAAUUCUGCCUGCCUGCAGCUUGGAGAAGAACACUGUAGGUUUGGCUCCUUCUCACUCAGUGGCCAUACCCCAUAGCAGAAAUCCAGGAGUCGAUACAUUCCUUAAGCAUCUCUGCUACAAAUCUGAAAUGUUUCUGUAUGAGCAGCUUUCUGAUCCACCUUGUUCUAAGCUCGUGUGUGACACUCCAAUAACAAGAAGGUGCAAGAGCUGCACUAUUACAUGCAAAUCCACGCUAGCAGUUUAUGGUUUCCUGUUGGCAUCUAUUUGACUAAACUGCUUAAGAAAGUUGUCUGCAGCUGACUUGACAAUCUUGAAUAUUUCCCCCCUCUUGAAAACUAUAGCUGUUGGAGCCCAUCUUCCAGACUUGCCAGUGUGCCUAAUCAAAAGUAAAUGGAAUCAAAGAGGAAUUGGGUAUACUUGCUGCUUCUGUAAUUGAUUUCUGAAAUAAUAGCUUAACACAUGCAAACAACUAAUAAUAAAAAUGAACAGCUGGGAUGGUCAAACAGCUUGAUGCUGGGAUGGUACUGUAGCUUCCCAGUCCCCACUUUCAAACUAUAUAAAAACAAUUGCUGAUGGUUUUAAUUGGGCAACUUAUUCCGAUUUGUGCCAGAUGCAGAAACGAGGCCAUUUUUAGCAGUUCUACCAAUGGCAAUUGCAGUCUGACUUUAAAAGGGAGCAAAGAAAACUUGGUGAGAUGAAACAGAAUAAGCAAAAGCUGCCUGUAGCGCAGGCAAGUAGAUCUCUAAGCUGUUCUCCUGUGGAAAAAAGCAGCAGCUAAUGAGGCUGCCGUUCGCAUAGCUCAAGCCAUAUAAAAGCAAGUGAAACAGGGGUGCCUAGAGCAACAGUUUAGCGAGAGCUAGGACUGCAUGGUCCAACACACUCGGCAUCCCGUGCCAGGUGAAAAAUCCAUUUUGUAAGCUGCACAAAUGUGCUUGAGCCUUUGCCAACCUUGUUAAGUGGAGGAAGUGGCAAUGAUACAUGUCUGCUAUGAACAAUCCAGAUUUGUAUAUACCUGUGCUUCUGGUUCGGGGAUUUUUACCAGGCUUGCAAGCGUGCAGGCUAUACUGAAUUCAUGGUCUCAAAGAUAUUUUUGAAAAGGCUAUGCUAAUAUUCAGGAAGUGCUAAGCUCCUUGUCAAAUUACGUGCUCCAGCUGUGACCUAAAUGGCUCUGUUGGCUCAUGAAGCCAAAGCCAAUCUUUUUCAAGAAGUAUAUUUCGCAGUUCUCAUGGGAACCAUGAAACUCUGAACCUGUUCCGCCAUUGUAUUUUUGCCAGCAUAAAGCCACAUAGGCAUACAAAGAUAACCGCAGAGUAUGUGAAUUGCCCUCUUUUUCUUCUUCUUCUUUUUUGCACCAUUGUGCCUUCUGAAGAGUGCUAGAGAAUCAAUCCUGCUUAUGAUGGCACAUCAACUUGGACUAUCAAACAACCAUUUUGUGCUGUCAAACAACGCUGCUACCCUUUUCUAAGAUGGAAGACACCAUCCGCACCAUGGACAUUGUAUUUUCUUUUUCAGAUCCUGUAUUUUCUUUUUCAGUUCUUGUUUCUACUUAAUGCAUAUGAUGACUUUGAGAUACAGUAUAUUCAUGAGACAAUGACUCAAGAGCCUUUAUAAAUUCAAAGUAGGUGAUGAAAGAAUUCAUUUAUUCAGCCAGAAGAUAACAUCUAAAAGAUGAACAUAAGUACCUAUAAUCAAAAUCAGCUUAUUCAGUACAUUAGUCUAACUGCAUAUAUCUUUUUCAAAGUAAGUUUUUUUCAUAAAUUAUUUUGCUAAAUUUUUCUAAUAUAUUCACUGCCCAUCUCCUAGUAUGUUAAUAUUUAAUUAACAGACACUCAGGGUUGAUCAGUGUAGAAUAAAUUUCAUCCCUGGCAUGCUUUCCUAGUAGAUUUUAUUUUGGUCUGGCGACUCAUUGAUUAUAGCAUGAUGAUGUGUCUGCCUAUAACCCCACUUCUGAAGAUACAUCAGGUGAGAAAUUACAGGGCAGAAACUCAACAUUGCAGUGGGUGAAAUGAUGCACUUAUCGUGCCUUUGUAAAUACAUGCAGGCAGUGGAGAACAGCACAGAGAAGAGCAGAAGCCUCAUAA
Podarcis lilfordi (Lilford's wall lizard) is the source of this 14327-nucleotide messenger RNA. NCBI's taxonomy places the organism in Eukaryota, Metazoa, Chordata, Lepidosauria, Squamata, Lacertidae. The record is from the annotation of a GenBank genome assembly.